UUACAAGCACUAACCAGAGAAAAUGCAUACCUUCAAAGAUCAGCCCUAUAUUCAGAAAGCCUUUUCUUUAUUCAAGGAUGAUAUAUUUGCAGUAGAAACUGUUAAGCUGCCAGUCAAAGAAAAAAUGUUGGAAGUCAACUUGUUUGAUGAUGAUGUUGACAUCUUUGCCGAUCUUGCUGUAAAAUCAAAGGAAAAGAGUACCAGAAAGAAAAUGGAAGCUAAAUCCAUAUUUGAUGAGGACACAGAUGAUAUUUUCUCACCUGUUAGUCAAUCUAAGACAUCAGUCAAAAAGACCACCUUUCAGACAGUCUCAGGAAGUAAGUGUGAACUUAGAACAGCAAGCACUUUUGAAGACCCUCUCAACGCAUUUGAAGGGCAAUAAUAAAGAGACUGCUGGACAAUUUAAAAUACACUUAUGUCACAGAAUGCUAAUUCCUUUAUUUUCUAAUCAAAUACCUGAUAUGACAAAACUGUGAAUAUUCCUGGAUUGCUUACCUGUUUUAUUCCACAUGGCAUUUAAAAAAAUAUUUGUAAAAGCUGCUUGAGCAAACAAUAACUGUCCUAAUUAGCUUGUUCUUGGUAAUCUAAUAUAUUAUAUAGAGUAUAAAUCAAAAUUACAAAAACAUUAAUAUUGAUCAAUGGUAUUUAUGAAAUCAAUAUUUUCUGAUCUGCUGCCUUGUAAGCAAACUCACUUUCUGGAAUUAACUGUGAUUAUAACUCAUGAUUAUAAGAAUCUAUAUUCUCCUUUUGGGUGUAUGCUUGGUUACAGAUAAAGAUUGUUUCAUUUUGCUGGAAGGGAUGGGAUAAGAUGGAAUGGAAUCAUUCGCUACCAUAUAUACUCGCGGAUAAACCCACCUGCAGAUAAGCUGUCCAACAUUUUACAUGGCAGUUUGGUUAAAAAUUUGAGGGUCUGCCUAUCUGUGGAUGGGCUUAUAUGCAAGUACGUAUGGGAAAUAUUAAAAAAUAUUUUAAAUAUUUUAAAAAGUAUUACCAUAUAUACUCGUGGAUAAGCCCAUCUGUGGAUGAGCUGAAUCCGAUUUUUUAAGUGCAUUUUGGCACCCAAAAUUCUUGGCUUAUCCACAAGUAUAUACGGUACUAAAACAUCUCUAGCCUGGUUUCAGUUAUUUAUCUCAUAUAUGCUCUGACUGUUCACUGUUUCUCUUCCCCUCCCCACCCCAAUUAGCAGUCCCUGGUGAACUCUCUCAACCUGAUAAUCAUGUUUUACCUUAGAUGUAUGGGAUUGCAUACAGUGACUGUCAAAAACUGGGAGUAAUCACUGAUUUUGCAUACCAUCAGAAUUCUGUUUGGGUUGAGUCUCCAUAAGUUUGGCCAGUUUACCUUAAUGUAGUAUCAUCACCAGGCAAUGAUAAAAAUGCACACAUUUUGGAGUGAAUGUCAGCAAGCAUUUAUUGGAUACUAUCUCAUGUCAAGUACCAUGUGUUAUCUCAACUAUUCAGUCUGUGAAAAAAGCAGGGUAUAUACUUCAAGUAGCCCUUUGAAGUAAAACAGUGUGGUUGCUCAUUGAACUGAAUGGCUGCAAUGACAAAGUUGUUACGCUGACUUACAUCUGAAGUAGUUGCAGGUGUAGAAAACCAACAAGCUGAGUCCAUCUCUGUACAAUCCAAAAUCCCCGCAACGUAGCAUUUAACAUUUAUUCCUUAAACUCUUCCCUUGGGAGGAAGAGCAGCAUAUAAAUAAAAUUAAUAAAUAUAAAUUAUUGCAAAGACACUCUCUGAUUCAAUCCACAUCACUGGUCAGAUCAUAAUAUAUAUUCAUUCUUCCAUAUAUUUCAUGCAACUGCAUUAGCCUCUUUCUCCCUUCUUUUCUCCCCCGAAUACAUACUAAGUUUGAACAUUUUACAUUUUUAAAAGAUACAGUAGGAAAUUCAGAAACAUAAUAUGGUGUAAUCUUAUUUUCUAACACUGAAAAAAUUGUCAUUGUUUCAUUAUAAGACAAUGAAAGCUUAAUCAGUAAAGCAGACAAAAUUGUAAAGAAAUCAUCUGAAGAGCAGUGGCUUGGAUAGAAUCUUAACAGAGUUACUGAUUACUUUGUGCAGAAUCAGUGCUGUCGAAUAGAAACACAGGUUUCUAUAGAGAACAUUUUAGAGAAAUCCCCCAAUCUUCACCGUAAACACUGCAUAUAGUAAAAGCAAAAUAUUUUUUAAAAAUAGGCAGAGGUGAAGCAAUUAGGUAUUUGAAAUUCUGACAUUUUGUUGUUUUAAAAAGAUGCACAACCAAUCACGUGCAGGUAUUUGCAUAAUGCUCAAAAAUCUGGUGUUCAGAACAAGAUACAGAGAAA
Python bivittatus (Burmese python) is the source of this 2298-nucleotide messenger RNA. The record is from RefSeq and is a predicted model, not a curated record. Lineage: Eukaryota; Metazoa; Chordata; Lepidosauria; Squamata; Pythonidae.